This is a messenger RNA of Monosiga brevicollis MX1, 2908 nucleotides long. RefSeq lists its product as uncharacterized. Gene Ontology annotation, biological process: intracellular signal transduction; regulation of GTPase activity; cell migration. Gene Ontology annotation, molecular function: protein binding; guanyl-nucleotide exchange factor activity. The record is from RefSeq and is a predicted model, not a curated record. The transcript has 15 exons. The coding region runs from base 1 to 2796 and encodes 931 amino acids. Gene Ontology annotation, cellular component: cytoplasm. NCBI's taxonomy places the organism in Eukaryota, Choanoflagellata, Craspedida, Salpingoecidae.
AUGCCUGAGCUCUGGCAACACACGGCCGAUUGGUUGUGCAAACUGGGCGCCUUGUCAGGCGAGGACCCCACUUUUCAAAAGGAUGCCACCGUAUAUGAUCUCACCGUAGCUCUUCAAGAUGGCACGGUCUUGUGCGACGCCGCCAAUGCCCUAGUACCUGGUUGCAUUCCCAUUGUCAACCGACAUCCUCAACAGCAGUUUCUUCGCAUUCAAAACAUCCAUGCCUUUCUCGGCGCCCUGCGAAACACGUUCAAGAUGAAGGAAGCCCACCUCUUCACCGCCGACGGCCUCCAUAAUGGUGGUGAAAUGCCCCAAGUCGUUCAAUGUCUGGCCACGUGGGCCAACACCCCUCAAGCCGUCAAACAUGGAGUCAAGCUUGGUGAAGCCACAAAUACUCCCAACACCGCCCUCGAUGCUGAUGGCCGCUAUGACAUGUACAAAUCUCUCAAGCAGCUCGUGGAACAAAAUCUUUCGCUUCGCGAUGCAGGAACCUACACAAUGUCCCACAGUCGCCCGAAUUCGAUGGUCUCCGAUCAUCAAUACUACAGUGAGAAAGUCGGCACCAUGAAACAAGUAGACGAGCUCUAUUACAUGAUCAUCUACGCAGGCAACACACCCGCUCUCAAAUUGGACGAGGCCACCGACGAGAACAUUUAUGGUGCAGGCGUCACCCGCGACCAGAAGCGCUCCAUGGUGCUAGACGAACUGUUCUCCACAGAAAACUCAUACAUCAAGGUCCUCCAGAUGCUGACCGGCACAUACUUGCCCAAUCUGCGCGAAGCUUUUAGCAUCAUCGACAUCCACCUCAUCUUCAUGAACAUUACCGAGAUCAUGGAUGCCCACAAUCGCUUUCUGGCUGACCUUUCGGAACUCAUGGCCCGCACCACCGGUCGUAUGGCGGGAACCUGCUUACUCAAUCACGUCACCAGCUUUCGCAUCUAUGGCGAGUACAUCAGCAUGCUUCCAGACGCCAUUGACCGCCUCAAGGUCAUGCGGAAAAAGGCGCCGUUUCAAGCCGCAUUGCAAGCGGCGCAAAAGGCCAGUGGCCAAAUAUUUCCGCUCGAAGAUCUUCUCCGUGUGCCCAUGCAACGCAUUCUCAAGUACCCUCUCAUGAUCAAGGAGCUUCUCAAAUCGACUCCAUCUGAUCACCCUGACCUUGACAAGCUCCGCGUCGCCAACACUGCAUUCCAGGACUUGGCUACCUACAUCAACGAGUCCAAGCGCGACCGUGACAAUCUUCUCAACAUUAUCCAAAACGUGAAAAAGUACAAAGGCAAGCCCAUCAAGGACUUUGGCAAGCUCUCGCGUGAUGGCGAUCUCUGGGUGAUUGACCACGUCAUUGGCGACAAGGGCAAGCUUCGCUACGUCUUUCUCUUUGACUUUGGCAUCAUAGUAUGCAAACACAACAAAGGUUCCUUCAAAUUCAAAGCAUCGGUGGAAUUUCAGCACCGGCAGAGUGUUGAAAGCGUGUCCGACCCUGCCGGCGAAGAUGGCUAUCCCCAUCGCUGGCGUCUGAUGGAUACCAGCGGCAAGAAGCCUGUCCCCCUGCUAACCUUUGGAAGUUACCACGAAGCCACCAAAAUGCGCUGGAUGGACAUGAUUCGGGGCAAGAUGCUGGCCGUGGCUACCCCGGCUUCCCCACCACCGCUCCGGGCGCGAAUGUCACUGCGCGCGCCCAACGGGGCAUCUAGCUCUCCAAAGCCUCGUCGCUCGCUGAGCGAAUCGGCAGCCGUGGGCAGUGGCCUGGCGCGCCCCCCCUCCAGCCCGCGCCCUGUUUUGAGCCCACCCAUUGUUGGGCCGCGCGUACCUCGCAACUCUGUUGCCGACGAUGAAGCCUGGUUCUUACCUGGCGCUGCCAGCCUUUCCGAGUCGGAGCUCAAGGAUCUACCGGACGGUACAUUUUUGGUGCGCGAGAGCACCUCCCGACAGGGCUCGUAUUCGCUCACUGUUGUUUUUCAAAACGAGGUCAAGCACAUCAAGAUUUUGCGCGACGGCACACAAUAUCGUCUGACCGAGCAUGCUGAGGGCUUUGACACGGUGCAACAGCUCGUGGCUUUUUUCCAGCGACAGAACCUGGGCACUUAUUUCCCAACACUGGACACGCCCUUGGUGAUGCCUUAUCGAAGCGUCAUGAUGCAGCGUGCGCUAGACACGGACAGCAGCGACAUGUUGUCUGGCAUUGGCCGUGCUCGCGCACUAUUUUCAUACAAGGCGACAGCGGACGAUGAGAUUAGUUUUGACAAGGGGACCGAACUGGUGCUGCUCAACGUGGUUGAAGAAGAUGACGGCUGGUGGCGUGGUCGCCUCCCGGAUGGUCAAAGGUACCAUCAAUUGACAGCGCCCCCUGUUCUAUCGAUCCUGACUGGACUGCGAAUGUGUCGGCUCGGCUGGCUUGGACACGUUUUCCACAGCCCCAUCAUCAUCCAUAGCAAACGCUCUCAAACAAAAGUGUCUGACAUUCGUUCACCAUUCAACAUGAUGGCGUCGCAAGUCAAGCGACUGUUGUCGCCAGCCCAGCUGGCAGCGGCGCGCUCAUCCGUCUUUGGGCACAUUGCGCGUCCUGCAAACGUCCGAUCCCCUGUCAAGUAUUUGCAGGCCAAGCCCAAAGCCGAGGCGGUCAUGAACUACUACCCUGACCUGCUUGUCAAGCAUGAGAGUUUGUGGCGCCGGUGGUACAACAUGGGCAUUUACUACGAUGAGGCCAUGGUCUGGCGCACGGACAAGAUGGCUUGGAACAAAUCUCGUGGACGCUUCCCCGUGAAGAAGGGUGAGGGCAAGAAGAAGAAGAAGAAAUAAUAAUCUUGAAAAGUGAACUGUAAAGACACAUGUGCUGCGCUCUGCGUUAUCCGCGGACCCGUCGUAGACUUCCCAACCCGUGGCUAGAUUCCGGGCCAAUCGAAUUUUGAUU